Molecule: messenger RNA, 5644 nt
Organism: Parus major (Great Tit)
Lineage: Eukaryota; Metazoa; Chordata; Aves; Passeriformes; Paridae
Product: charged multivesicular body protein 3
Exons: 4
Coding region: 675-1085 (136 amino acids)
Biological process (GO): late endosome to vacuole transport; endosome transport via multivesicular body sorting pathway; protein transport
Cellular component (GO): endoplasmic reticulum; multivesicular body; ESCRT III complex
Molecular function (GO): ubiquitin-protein transferase activity
Source: RefSeq, a predicted model, not a curated record
GAGCUGCCAAUUUUCAUGCAAAUUAUGGAUUCUUAAAAUAACUAAACAUUCAGAAGCACUGUUGAGUUUCCUUCAGAGGAGAGCCUACAUCUCAACCUAGCAGCUUGAUUUUAGUACGUUUUUUGUAGCAGUCUAAAUUAUAUCGUUGCAGGCCAACACUUCUCGUGUGAACCAGGCUCGGAUGGUUCUUCAAGGCUCUGAUUCAGCGGGGAUCCACGCUGCGCUCCAAAACGCUUCCAAUGUGAGCACAGGCCCAACUUAAACCCUUGUCCGAAGUCGGGGUGCAGCUCACGCUUGCCUUUGGCUGUCGCUUUGGCACAAGCUCUCAAGGCUGGAGUGCCGAGACAAAGCUGCAGAGUCCGAGCUCCGACCCACGCAGAUGAAUUUUCUCAGUGUGGAAUUUGCUUUGGCGCCAGCCGAGGGCUCGGAGCGGGGCUGGCGUGCGGGAAUGAGGAGCGGAGGGAUCAUCCCUACACCCAGCAGCCCGAAUCCAAAUCAGCUGUGUCCACUAAGCUGCCCUAAAACUGCCCGAACACAUCGGUCCUGCAAAUAUCGGCCCCCAGUUCUGGCUUUGUAAAUAUUUUUCUUUUCAUGAAAAACGUCGGCCAGGUCGGAUCCCGCCCUCUCUCUCCCCGGUAUCCGAGCCCGGCCUCCGGCUCGGCGCUCCCGGGAAGAUGUGGGUGAAGCUGUGCUGUUUGCUGCUCUACUUCCUGGCGCUCUUCGUGCUGGCCCGGGUGUUCGAGGCCGUGGCGUGGUACGAGAGCGGCUUCCUCGCCACGCAGCUGGUGGACCCGGUGGCGCUGAGCUUCAGGAAGCUGCGGACCAUCCUGGAGUGCCGCGGGCUGGGGCACUCGGGGCUGCCCGAGAAGAAGGAUGUGCGGGAGCUGGUGGAGAAGUCAGGAGACCUCAUGGAAGGAGAGCUUUAUUCAGCUCUCAAGGAGGAAGAGGCCUCUGAAUCAGUUUCCAGUACAAACUUCAGUGGUGAAAUGCACUUCUAUGAGCUUGUAGAAGACACAAAAGAUGGGAUCUGGCUGGUACAGGCAUUGUGGAGGAGUUCAUGGGUAUCUCAAACUGGAAACCACUGAAGCAGACAGACAAUUUUCACCUUCAUACAACCUUACCCGUUCAUUAAAUGAGUUAGAAAUCAGUUUUGCCUUUGGCAAAAUUACACAGGUUUUUUGCAAUUCAAACGUCUGUAUUCAUUAUGUGGAGAGUGACUUGCUGAAGUUGAGUGAGGACUGACUGAGAGAACUACCUGGAUGUGUGUGUGUGCAGCAGGGAAUGGUGUCUCUUACUUAAUGGGUUUUGUUCUUCCUGAUGGUGUGAAGUCUGUCACUGUGCCCUAGUGCCCAGAUUUGAGGAGCACUUGGAGUCGUUGUCUUUGUGGCUGAGCUGUAAAACCAAGUUGUGACUAUUACUGUGUGGCUGAAAUCGUGUGCUGUUGGCAUGAGCAGGUGUGCCUGACACCUUGCUAUCCCAGCUAGAAUUGGUUAAAAUAAUGAGAGCUGGAGUACAUGAGGUGUUUGUUCUGCUUUUGCCCCUCUCUGACUCAUUGUCAUGCCUUGUGAUACUCGAACACUUAUAGUUGUGAGCGAGUUUCAAAACUUACUGAGAACAAAUCUCAUUCCUGUGACCUGCUUUGAGAUCUCUGCAUACCUUCUGAAAGAAAUUGAGCAAAACCUGAUUUAAAUGCACGGAGAACAGGAUAAUGCUCAAGUGAGGUCAUUAUCAUGUCAUGCUCAAGUACUUCAGGGAUACCAGAAGAGGAAUCUGUCUUUGUAUAUUGCAUUUCUACAGCAAACUCUAACAUCAGCUGUGCUUCUUCAAGCCUCUUCAAUUUCAAUCGUAUUUUUACUUGUAUUUUAAGAAUCUAUGUUUCAUAAAAUAACCUUUAAAAAUGCUUAAUGAUACUUGGAAAUUAGGGAGCAGCUGGAUCUGUGAUGGUUAUAAAGUAGCUCUUGCAAUAUUGAUGCACCUACCCAAUAUAUUUUGGGUUUGGAUUAGGCAAGAGAGGCAAGUGCCUUGCUGACUUAGUCCUCUUUUUCCAAGUGUUUGUAUCUUUCUGGCUCUGCGAUUUGCUCCUUAAGUCUGUUCUUUAAUGUCAUAACUAUGACUACUUUAACAUAUAAAUCAGAAUAAUUCUAUUUUUCUAAUUGCUUUCCUGAUUGAACUCUUUGGAGAUAAUUCUGUGUAAUUCAAUGUCAUGAGAACUCCUCCAAUGCAAAAGCUCCCUAUUCAACUGUCUUUUGAAAUCAUGAGAAUCUCAGCAUUUUCAGUAUUAGAGAUGGUAAUUCAGACCUUGCAGUCAGAGCCAAUCUUCUGGCCUGGGUUAGGUGUGGGUUAGAGGGUAGAUCCAUUCUGUGAAGUUGUUAAAUAGCAGGGUUACUGUGAUCCUAUUGGAUUCCCUUAGCCCAUUAAGAUGAUUAAUGGAUUAAUUGAGUUACCCUCAUUGUCUUACUUGUCACUCUGACAUGUGAUAUGUCACAGAUUGUGAACAUAGCUAAUAAUAAGCAAAGCUGAGAGGGUUUGUGCUUCUCCAGACCUGGUGUUUGUUUCUAUCUGUGUCAGCUGAUCUCCUAAAAGGUACCUUUGCUUAUGAACUUGGGCUUUAUUUCUGCAACAUUAAAUAGAAUUUAUGAUUGCAAGGGACCUUUUUGAUGAGCUAGUUCAGCUUUCUUCUAGACUGUAGAAUACGUGUUUAGAAAAUAUUUUGCUGUCUCUUUUACACUGUAAGUUGUUCAAAUACUCCUGUUGACUGUUUUCUUCUUGGAAAUGUGUGUCUGACUUCUGGCUUGGAUGUAUUCAGGGCUAAUUUGUUCCUAUUUGGGCAUAAAUUGACAUUGCCCUUUGGUUUCACCACGUCCUGAUGUCAACCACGUUCCUCCCAGUAAGUGAGGUCAAUCAACCAGUUUGUUUUGUCAGGUCUGAUAUAUCCUGGGCUUUGCUUGUUUUGCAGCCAGUUAAUAUUGAUGGCUUGUGUUUUCUUGUGGAGCAACUGAUAGCCCCAAGCGUUUCUUCCCAUCGCUGUUUCUAACUGAUGAACUCCCCAAGUGUCCUGUUCAUUACUGAAUUCAAUUUCACAUGUGACACUCUGCAUUACAAGAUUUGUGCAGCUCUUCCUGCAUGGCGUUAUAAUCCUCUUUCCCACAUAGAUGUGCUUCCCAGUUUUAUGUCUUCUACAAAUGGCUUUGGGAGACUUCAAGUUCCCACAGGAAGGGCAUUAAUGGGAAUAUAUGAUGAACUGAGCUCUAAGGUAAAUCUAUUAAGAAGUCUGUUAGCACCUUUCUGGUAUUUUGAUGUCUUUUUGCUGUAGCCAAUUUCUUGCUCAUUUUAAAACUCACUUUUUUUUCCACUCACUAUAAAAGCCUAUCUGUAGCUCUCAUGUAAAUUUUCCAUGUGGCAUGAUACAUGAUACGCUACCAAACUACAAACAGGGUACUACAUUCCCUUUUUCUCUUGCAACUCAGUCCUUUUCCUUCAGGGAAAGUUUCUCCCAAUCAGGAGUGAUACAGCUUUAGUAAUUGCAUGCUAGAAAGAAGUGGAAAAUGCAAUUAUCUCUGCACCUCUAAAACUUCUACAGUUUUACAUUCUGUUGAAAUCAAAAUAGUGGAAUUUUUUUUUCAUUUACUCCUAAAUAUAGCUGCAAACUUGUUACUGUCCUGACAAAAUGUGAAUUGGUCUGAUGGGGGUUUGCAAGAAAUUUUCACAGGUUCAUCUGUGAUAUAUUGUGUGCCUGUGCUACAGUUCUAGGAUGGAGAUAUCCUGCUUACUCUGAUUUAAGUGCAUUAAGUAAUUUGAGUUCUCCUUUCACCUUCAGUUGAUGUAGUUUCUUCCCAUAAAUUUGCUAACUGGUCCAUGGCCAGCUACCCCCCCUUCCUACCCCCCCUUCACUGAAAACUGAGUCACAGUUUUAAUUUAACUUUAAAAAGAAAAUUAUCUUACAUUUUUAUCCUAUCUUCAUUGUUUGGUGAUCCUGCUUCUUCUCCCCCUGUUCUAUUCUUAUUCAUAUGACUGAAAAACCUUUUGGUACAACUUGUAAUAGUCUUUGUAUGGUCUAACUUGAAUAGCUCAUUUUUCCUUACUUUUUUCCCUUGCAUAUCUUUCUUUGAUAGCUCUUCCUUUUGACCUUUUUUCAAUUCUUGUAGAUUGUCAAACUAUUUCUAACCUCUCUUUGGAUGUGCUUGUCAAAUCCUGCACUUCUUCCUAGCAACCUUUUUUUUUUUUUUUUUCCUUAUUUGAAAUAUAAAAUCCUGAUAGUUUUAACACCAUGGGCUUGAAGAACUUCCAGGCCUCUUCCACAUUCAAAUUCCCAGUCUCCUCAGUCACAGGUUUUUAAGCUAAAUUUCUUAACUUAUCAAAAUUCACACUUCUUAAAUAAAAUCUGUUACAAGUGUUUGCAGGUUAUUUUUAAUUUAAACUGAAGUACAUUUUGAUUGCUUAACCUGCAGUAUUUUCUUGGACUCCCUCAUGCACAGAGGUGGUGACUGCUUUCCAAAAUACAAAGCCUUGCCUUGGCAUGGUGAACUCCCAGUGCUGUAAGUGGGUGUUGUCUGCAAGGAGCAGCUGCAACGGACAUGUUUAUUUGGAUUUUUUUUCCAUAAUGACAUAAAAAAGCAUGAGCCCAAAAUAUUUUACAAAGCUUCAGUGUGCAAAACCAGAGUAGGAUUCCUCUAUGUAGUUACAAAAUACAGAUUGCUACUUAGGUCUUUGUUCUUCAGUACAAAGAACUUUCUCUGUGAGCAAAGACUUUUUUUCAUAGGCAAGAAAUUAAGCAGGUGUUAAAAAUUCCACCAGUACAGGCAGGUGACAGUAAAGUAAAAUGGUGACUGUAUUUGCAACACAUUUUUGUCUUGAGACUUAAAGUGAAUGUUGUGGUGCCAGGCAGAAGAAACAGUGAGCAGAAUAUGUCCUCCUGCACACAACAUUAACAUUCUCUCAUCACUAUUUCAGAAUGUGCACACAGAGUUUGGAGGAAGCCAAUCUCUGAGUAGUUGUACCAAAGAGUAAUUCAGUCACCAAAGUUUUACUUCUAUGCUUACUAAUAUAACAUAGUGGUUCCUUGCCAUGUUGGAUGCAUUUAUCAUGCCAUAGUGGCUCUGAGGAUAUUCUGGCUUUUAGAUGUCUUUAGGAAUUUGGUCUUCCUUGUUUGAAGUGCAUGAAAGGAAGAAGUUUAAAAUAUCCAAAACUUCAGUCACAUUGGGUGAUGUAAAGAAGGUUCAGUAAUACAGCACAUUUCCCAGCUGAUUGUUUCAGUGUGUGAUGGUUACAUUUAUGUAUUCAAAAAGGCUUUUCUAUGUGAUAGGUGUGUUUUAAAAAUAACUUGAAGGAUUCUUACCUAGAUCUUUACCUCCAGUGUUAUUUAAACAUUUUGGGUUUAGUAGAAUGGGAAUGUAAUCUGUGACUUCACUUUGUUUCCCUAUGUAGAACAUUCUGCUUGGUGAAUUCUAUUUUAAGAUUCUCAGAGGCUGCUACUUACCACAAAGCAGAUAAUAUUUAUGAGUCUCAAAGGCUGGACACACUUUCUAGGUUGAAUCUCAGCAUGUCAACAGAGAACUGUUAAUCAUGGUGACAGCCCAACUUCCAGGGGCAAGCUGACAUUUGAGGUUAUUAAGUCAGAAAAUGAUUGGAUAAGUUUAAUGGCGGG